Molecule: messenger RNA, 2307 nt
Organism: Schistocerca serialis cubense
Lineage: Eukaryota; Metazoa; Arthropoda; Insecta; Orthoptera; Acrididae
Exons: 5
Coding region: 1-2307 (768 amino acids)
Source: RefSeq, a predicted model, not a curated record
AUGUGUGCUUCGAGUGACCACUCACUUACAGGACUGUUAUCUAGGUACGCAUCAAAUGACGUGACACUGACAGGGCUAAAUAUUUCGUCUUCCUCCACUGUCGCCUCUUCGAGUUGCGCUACAACUUUCUGUUCUUCCAAUAAUACUUCCACAGUGCUGAUUGCAACACUGACCCAUUCCAAAGGCACGCAUAAUGAGGCUCACUCCCCAGAAAUAUCACCACGCCAAACGGAAAGAUCAACCUCCCCGGAUCAACAUGUGUACAGCAAACAGCCGAUUCUGGGGACACUAAGGCAAUGUAAGAUGGCAUUAGGAAAGCAAUUAGUCCAACUAUCAGAAAAAGUUUCUCUGAAGUCGUUACUGUUGAAGGCAAGAGAAUUGAACGAAAGGCUGAACACUGCCAGGAGUUGUAUGCAGCUGAGAGUGAAGCCUAUUCUUUUCCUGGGCCUCCACGGGAAUUAUCGUGAUGGUAUCGACGGUGAUGGUAUCGACGGUGAUGGUAUCGACGGUGAUGGUAUCGACGGUGAUGGUAUCGACGGUGAUGGUAUCGACGGUGAUGGUAUCGACGGUGAUGGUAUCGACGGUGAUGGUAUCGACGGUGAUGGUAUCGACGGUGAUGGUAUCGACGGUGAUGGUAUCGACGGUGAUGGUAUCGACGGUGAUGGUAUCGACGGUGAUGGUAUCGACGGUGAUGGUAUCGACGGUGAUGGUAUCGACGGUGAUGGUAUCGACGGUGAUGGUAUCGACGGUGAUGGUAUCGACGGUGAUGGUAUCGACGGUGAUGGUAUCGACGGUGAUGGUAUCGACGGUGAUGGUAUCGACGGUGAUGGUAUCGACGGUGAUGGUAUCGACGGUGAUGGUAUCGACGGUGAUGGUAUCGACGGUGAUGGUAUCGACGGUGAUGGUAUCGACGGUGAUGGUAUCGACGGUGAUGGUAUCGACGGUGAUGGUAUCGACGGUGAUGGUAUCGACGGUGAUGGUAUCGACGGUGAUGGUAUCGACGGUGAUGGUAUCGACGGUGAUGGUAUCGACGGUGAUGGUAUCGACGGUGAUGGUAUCGACGGUGAUGGUAUCGACGGUGAUGGUAUCGACGGUGAUGGUAUCGACGGUGAUGGUAUCGACGGUGAUGGUAUCGACGGUGAUGGUAUCGACGGUGAUGGUAUCGACGGUGAUGGUAUCGACGGUGAUGGUAUCGACGGUGAUGGUAUCGACGGUGAUGGUAUCGACGGUGAUGGUAUCGACGGUGAUGGUAUCGACGGUGAUGGUAUCGACGGUGAUGGUAUCGACGGUGAUGGUAUCGACGGUGAUGGUAUCGACGGUGAUGGUAUCGACGGUGAUGGUAUCGACGGUGAUGGUAUCGACGGUGAUGGUAUCGACGGUGAUGGUAUCGACGGUGAUGGUAUCGACGGUGAUGGUAUCGACGGUGAUGGUAUCGACGGUGAUGGUAUCGACGGUGAUGGUAUCGACGGUGAUGGUAUCGACGGUGAUGGUAUCGACGGUGAUGGUAUCGACGGUGAUGGUAUCGACGGUGAUGGUAUCGACGGUGAUGGUAUCGACGGUGAUGGUAUCGACGGUGAUGGUAUCGACGGUGAUGGUAUCGACGGUGAUGGUAUCGACGGUGAUGGUAUCGACGGUGAUGGUAUCGACGGUGAUGGUAUCGACGGUGAUGGUAUCGACGGUGAUGGUAUCGACGGUGAUGGUAUCGACGGUGAUGGUAUCGACGGUGAUGGUAUCGACGGUGAUGGUAUCGACGGUGAUGGUAUCGACGGUGAUGGUAUCGACGGUGAUGGUAUCGACGGUGAUGGUAUCGACGGUGAUGGUAUCGACGGUGAUGGUAUCGACGGUGAUGGUAUCGACGGUGAUGGUAUCGACGGUGAUGGUAUCGACGGUGAUGGUAUCGACGGUGAUGGGAGAUGUGACGAUUACAGCGAUGUCAUCAAGUGUAGUAGGCGCCUACUCACCUCUGGAGAUGUUCCCACAGAUUUGGAGCGUUCACGACUGCGCGACCGUCGACGGUUGCCGUGUCUGCUGCGUCCCCAGCUUCCCAGACUGGACCGCGGCCAGCAGACUGGGGCGGACCCAGAGCGGGAGCGUCUGUCUGGGGAAGAGCGAGGCCGCCGCGAACCUUCCAACUGCACAGUGAAUGAGCUGGUGUCAGAUGUCCCCCAGUGUCUGGAGCUAGAUUUAAAAAUCCGCGUCCUUAGAGCAGUCUGUGUCUGCACGGUCCACUGCUUUCCUGCAUUCCGCGGAGCUCUAUUCCUGUCGUCCAUCAUCCGCCGUAGAGAGGUGGGAGACCGCUCGUGGUGA